AUGUCAAUCGCUAUCCACUGUCCUCCUCGUCUCUCUCUCUCUCUCUCUCUCUAUCUCUCUCUCUCUCUCUCUCUCUCUCUCUCUCUCUCUCUCUCUGAUCGUCUCAGUUUUCAUCUUCAACUUUUUUUUUCGUUCUCUAACUGCACUUCUCUUCAUUUUCUUAUUCAUAUUUACUUUCUUUCUUCAUUUCCUUCUCUCUCUCACUUGGUAAUUUUGUUGGUUUUUCUUCGCCCGGCACUGAGUGUUCUCAGAGUAGAGGCUCCAUUCUCUUCCGCCAUUUUGCCCAUAGAUCCUUCCGAGAGAUCCAGAGUGACGAACAUUGUAGUAAAUCGCCAUGCAAAAAUGGAGGUACCUGCGUGGGUUCAAAUAUGUGCCGCUGCCCAGCUGGUUUUAGUGGGGCCCUCUGUGAAAUCGACGCUUUCUCUGUUUAAAUUCUUUUCUCUCAUUUUGUCUUUCGGAUUGUAUUUUAUUAUUAUUAUUAUUAUUAUUAUUAUUAUUAUUAUUAUUUCUCUCCUUGCCUUUCUUUGUCUUCCGUUAUCUCUUUCUCUUUCUUUCUCUCUCUUUCUCUUCCUCUUUCCUAUCUCUAAUUUACCAUCUCUUUCUUCCUCUUUCCAAAUUCUCACUUUCCUGUCCAGUCGUUUGCCUCACUCUUCUUCUUCUUCUUCUUCUUCUUCUUCUUCUUCUUCUUCUUCUUCUUCUUCUUCUUCUUUUCUCUUCCCCUUUCUCUCUCUUCAUCCAUUUUCUGUUUCUCCUUCUCACUUUCUUUCUAAACUCUUACACACUGACAUGUCACGUCAUGUCUUUUAUCGUGGAAACAGCAUUUCAAAAUCAUAA
Molecule: messenger RNA, 834 nt
Organism: Acanthosepion pharaonis
Lineage: Eukaryota; Metazoa; Mollusca; Cephalopoda; Sepiida; Sepiidae
Source: the annotation of a GenBank genome assembly